Lachancea nothofagi CBS 11611 is the source of this 2331-nucleotide messenger RNA. NCBI's taxonomy places the organism in Eukaryota, Fungi, Ascomycota, Saccharomycetes, Saccharomycetales, Saccharomycetaceae. The record is from the annotation of a GenBank genome assembly.
AUGCAGACAGAGCGAUAUAACAUGCCUAGCUCGGAAGGUAUCGUGCAUGGGCACAUCCACAACUUCAACAACGUCACAUACAUACACGGCCAUGUCCAUGGAUCGCCGAAAUUGCCAGGAAACGGCCUGAAAUGCGGGGACCAGAAUUCUUUGGCUGAGGACUCGAUACGCCAGAAAGAAGAUCUGGCGUGCGAGCUGGGCGAGGCACUGCCAGGCUCGUUGGCGGAGCCCUUGGAGCCGAUGCGCAGCGCGGUACCGAACCAGCCGAUCUCGCCAACGGGAUCGGGCUCAGAGUUCUCGUCAAAGGCUGGAAAUGGCGCCGCGCAGCCGUGCGUGGAGUACGAAGGCUGUCACCAUUUCGAGUUCAUGAACUGCCACAACCUAAACCUUUUCGGUGAAGAAAAGCACAAUGAGUCUUUAGCAGCGACACCUACGGCGCACGACGAGCUGCUGGUGAUGCCCCAGCCGCAAAAACGUCGCAAAGUCCUCGACUGCUCGACAUGCCAGCCUAAUAUCGUAGAGAUUUGCUGCGACGAAGAACACGAGGAGGCCCCUGUGCAAGCCUCCAGCGCUACCUAUGGAUCCAGCGCGGUGGACGCCCUUAAUAUCCCCCGCAACCCUGCGUCGGUAUUGUUCUCGACUCCUCAACCGGGCAACGGAAACGCUGCCCAUAAUAACUUCAAUUACAAUCUCUUCCUUUUUCAAAACAAUAUGGGAACUAGUAGUGCCGAUUUGAUCUCUGCACCAGUGGAUUCAAAAUUGCCUAGUUUCAUAGACUGCAAUUUAACAUGCGCUCCUCCCGAAACAGAAGAAGAUCGCAUUUUCGAAAAAUUAUGCGAGCAGUGCGUGGAUCUGGAUCAAAGCGACUCCUCAUCUCCCGCUGUUCCGCACUCGCAUCCGCACUCGCAUUCGCACUCGCAUUCCCACUCGCAUUCACAUUCGCAUUCGCAUUCGAACCUGCGCCAGGCUACAGAACAGGCAGCCAACAUUCAAUCCCACACCAACCGAUGCCAUGACCACAUUGUUAAUUCCUCAACUGACAUGAAGAUUUUGGAUGACUUGGUCAGCAUCUCGAACAUGUACGAUUUUCCUUUUGGUAAGCAUGUCCAUUCACAUGAGACUCCAAAGAACAAUAACUUUAACCUGUUACAGACUUCCAUACCGGGCAUUAGAUCCAAUGGCCCAGAUGAUCAAUUCGACCAACCAUCACGUCGUCAUCACCAUCACUCGCUCGAAAUACAUCCGCAUCCAGUAAACCACAUUCAACAACCCUCGGAUUUGAAUUACAGUUGUGAGCGAGAUUCGCAAAUGCAAGAUUACAGACACCCAAUGGAGUUUGAAAAGUUACACCACGCACCUCCGCCAGAAAGCAUAACUCCAACCGAUACAAAGACAAACACCGUGAACUUCAAUUGGGUGUUCAAGAAUGACGAAAAUAAAGUAGAAUGUGGCUGGAAUCAAUGCCCCAAUGUAUUUGAUUCGUUACUUGAUUUACAAUCUCAUAUUUUGAAAGAUCAUAUUGUUGAUGGGACCACUGGUGCCACCAAACUACCAACUCCAAGAAAUCUGUACGACUGUGAAUGGGCCAAUUGUGGUUACGAAGGUGAUGACAUGUGUACCCUUAUUAAUCAUAUCAACGGUGAACAUGGUAUCGCAUUUGACAUGAAAUUUCUGGAUCGUGAAAAGCUGAUCGAGCAAAGUGAGCAGCACCAUAUGCUACACUGUACCGAAUGCCUCGAGUCCCCGGACACUUCGUCUCCAAAUAGAACACAAGAAGACUGCGCCAAGAAAUCGGAGCAUGUACAUGACUGUAAAUGGGAUGGAUGUGGGUUGACUUUCAACUCUUGUGGAGAAUUAAACGAACAUAUCGAAACUGCUCACAUACCCCGAGGGAAGUCAUCAUAUGUCUGUGGUUGGGAGAAUUGUGGUAAGGUGAUAACUCAAAGACAGAAAUUAUUGAGACACUUAAGGGUUCAUACCCGUUACAAACCAUGCAAGUGCCCACACUGUGACAAGACGUUUUCGACGCAAGAUAUUUUGCUACAGCAUAUUCGUACACACUCAGGGGAGAAACCAUAUAUAUGUGAACAUUGUAGCAAAGGGUUUGCCACUUCCAGUUCACUUAGGAUUCAUAUCAGAACACACACUGGAGAAAAACCUUUGGAAUGCAAAGUGUGCGGUAAAAGGUUUAACGAAAGCUCAAAUUUGAGUAAGCAUAUGAGAACUCAUGAAAGGAAGUACAAGUGUAAAGGGUGCAAGAGAAGUUUUGAUCUCGCAGAGCAGCUGGAGGCUCACGAAAGCAGGUGUUCGCAUUGCUCAUCAAGUAAAUGA